UUAUUCACAGAAGAAAGCAGGUAGUAUACUGUUACAAUACUACAGUAGAAAGUCAGAAGGUCACAAAGCUGGCAGGUAACUGAAACAACUUGAAGCUGCUUGGCCCCCUUUAAAAAGAAAUUAUAAAAUGGGAGAGAAUGAAGCAAGUUUACCUAACACAUCCUUGCAAGGUAAAAAGAUGGCCUAUCAAAAGGUCAGUGCAGAUCAAAGAGCUCCAGGACAUUCACAGUACUUAGACAAUGAUGACCUUCAAGCCACUGCCCUUGACUUAGAGUGGGACAUGGAAAAGGAACUGGAAGAACCUGGCUUUGAUCAGUUCCAGCUAGACAGUGCUGAGACUCAGAACCUGGAGAACUCAGAGACUGCGGACCUCAAUCUUGAUUCCAUUCAACCAGCAACUUCACCCAAAGGCAGGUUUCAACGACUUCAGGAAGAGUCUGACUAUGCUACCCAUUAUACGAGAUCUGCACCAAAGAGUAACCACUGCAACUUUUGCUGCCUUUUAAAAAUACUUUGUACAGCCAUCAUUUUAUUUAUUUUUGGAAUUUUGAUAGGCUAUUAUGCACAUGAAAAUUGCCCUUCAAAUGCUACAUCUUCAGGAACACUUGAUCUUCAGCUAUACCAAGAGAUUCUCAAGACAAUCCAAGCAGAAGACAUUAAGAAGUCUUUCAGAAAUUUGGUACAACUGUACACAAGUGAAGAUGACACAGAAAUUUCAAAGAAGAUUGAGACUCAGUGGACAUCUUUGGGCCUAGAAGAUAUACAGUUUGUAAAUUACUCUGUGCUGCUUAAUCUGCCAGGCCCUUCUCCCAGCUCUGUGACUCUGAGCAGCAGCGGCCAAUGCUUUCAUCCUAAUGGCCAGCCUUGCAGUGAAGAAGCCAGAAAACGUAACAGCCAAGAUCUGCUCUACUCAUACGCAGCCUAUUCUGCCAAAGGAACUCUCGAGGCUGAAGUCAUUGAUGUGAGUUAUGGAAAUGCAGAUGAUUUAAAGAGGAUUAAAAAAAUAAAAAAUGUUACAAACCAGAUUGCACUCCUGAAAUUAGGAAAAUUACCACUACUUUAUAAGCUUUCCUUAUUGGAAAAGGCUGGAUUUGGAGGUGUUCUUCUAUAUAUUGAUCCUUGUGAUUUACCAAAGACUGCAAAUCUUAGCUAUGAUACUUUCAUGGUGUCACUGAAUCCAGGAGGAGACCCUUCUACACCUGGUUAUCCAAGUGUAGAUGGAAGUUUUAGACAAAACCGACCAAACCUCACCUCUCUACUAGUGCAGCCGAUCUCAGCGUCGCUGGUUGCAAAACUGAUCUCUCCACAGAAAGACAGAACCAGAAAAGGGGUCUGUAGCCCUCUGGAACUUCCAAAUAAUGAAGGAAGAAUUGUCAACAUGCAAGUGCAGACAGUCACAAAGUUCAAAACAGUCACUAAUGUUGUUGGAUAUUUAAAGGGCUUGACUUCUCCAGAUCGGUAUAUCAUAGUUGGCAGCCACCAUCAUACUGCAUACAGUUAUAGCGGACAAGAAUGGGCCAGUAGCACUGCCAUAAUCACAGCUUUUAUUCAGGCCUUGAUGUUAAGAGUUAAGAGAGGAUGGAGACCAGACCGCAGUAUUGUCUUCUGUUCCUGGGGAGGAACAGCUUUUGGCAAUAUUGGCUCAUAUGAAUGGGGAGAGGAUUUCAAGAAGGUUCUGCAGAGAAAUGCUGUGGCUUAUGUCAGUCUCCAUAGUCCCAUAAGGGGUAACUCAAGUCUGUAUUCUGUAGCUUCACCAUCUCUUCAGCAACUGGUAGCAGAGAAAAAUAAUUUCAACUGUUCCAGAAGAGCUCAGUGCCCAAAAACCAAUGUCAGUUCUGUACAGAUACAAGGUGAUUCUGAAUAUUUCAUCAACCAUCUUGGAGUUCCCACUGUGCAGUUUGCUUAUGAGGACAUCAAAGCAUUACAGGGUCCAAGUUUUCUCUCUGAGGCCCUUUUCCCUAAACAUGCAACAAAAAUUGAGGAAAUGGAUCCUUUUUUCACCCUUCAUGAAACCAUUACUAAGCUUUCAGGAGAAGUGAUUUUACAAAUUGCCAACGAACCAGUUCUGCCCUUUAAUGCUCUCGAUAUAGCAAUAGAAGUUCAAAACAGCCUUAAAGGUGAUCAGCCCAACACCCAUCAACUGCUAGCCCUGGCCUCACGCCUGCGAGAGAGUGCUGAACUCUUUCAGUCAGAUGAGAUGCGUCCUGCUAAUGAUCCCAAGGAGAGAGUUCCCAUCCGUGUCCGAAUGCUGAAUGACAUUCUCCAAGACAUGGAGAAGAGCUUCCUGGUACAGCAAGUGCCACCAGGCUUUUAUAGAAACAUCCUGUACCACCUUGAUAAGAAGACAAGCCAGUUUUCAAUACUCUUGGAAGCUUGGGAGCACUGCAAGACACUUGCAUCAAAUGAGACUCUUCAAGAAGCCCUGUCAGAGGUGUUGCACAGCAUUAAUUCAGCUCAGGUUUACUUCAAAGCAGGACUUGAUGUGUUCGACAGUGUCUUGGUUGGGAAGAACUGA
Molecule: messenger RNA, 2515 nt
Organism: Pteropus alecto (black flying fox)
Lineage: Eukaryota; Metazoa; Chordata; Mammalia; Chiroptera; Pteropodidae
Gene: NAALADL2
Product: N-acetylated alpha-linked acidic dipeptidase like 2
Exons: 14
Coding region: 128-2515 (795 amino acids)
Source: RefSeq, a predicted model, not a curated record